Molecule: messenger RNA, 1574 nt
Organism: Vicia villosa (hairy vetch)
Lineage: Eukaryota; Viridiplantae; Streptophyta; Magnoliopsida; Fabales; Fabaceae
Exons: 6
Coding region: 30-1013 (327 amino acids)
Source: RefSeq, a predicted model, not a curated record
ACUUUUUGUGUAUUUUAUGAGUAAACAUUAUGGUGCUGGUGGUAGCAGCAAAACCCAAUCUUGUCUCUUGCAACUUUCCAACUCUCAAAAACAAGUAUUCAAUUCAACCACAUACAUCAGCUACAACAAAAACAACAACAGCAUUGGUUUCACGAUGUUGUUUCAUCAGACCAAGUAGUUCCUUCAAGCCUGUAAUGACCAAAAACCCUUUUUCUGUUUCAUUUCGGAAAAAGGGUAGUUUUGUUGUUUGCCAUGAUUCCGACAGAGAGAGUGAGGUUAGGAACACCGGUGUUGAGGUUGUGGAGGAAGGAAAAAGAGAUUGGACUACCUCAAUUUUGCUAUUUCUCUUAUGGGCUGCACUUAUCUACUAUGUCUCCUUUCUCUCCCCAAACCAAACACCGUCUACGGACAUUUAUUUCUUGAAAAAGCUCUUGAAUUUGAAAGGAGAUGACGGUUUCAGAAUGAAUGAAGUGCUUGUUUCUGAGUGGUAUAUAAUGGGGUUGUGGCCUGUGGUAUAUAGCAUGCUGUUACUUCCCACUGGAAGAAGCUCAAAAAGCAAUGUUCCUGUAUGGCCUUUCCUGUCACUCUCGUUUUUUGGCGGCAUAUAUGCGCUGCUUCCUUAUUUUGUGCUCUGGAAACCUCCACCACCUGCUGUUGAAGAAGCUGAGCUUAAAACAUGGCCACUCAAUUUUUUGGAAUCAAAAGUUACUGCAUCGAUAUUGCUUGCUAUAGGGUUAGGCCUCAUAGUUUACGCUAGUUUAGCCGGGGAAGAUGUAUGGAAAGAAUUUUACCAGUACUGCAGAGGAAGCAAAUUUAUCCAUCUUAUGUCCAUUGAUUUUACUUUACUCUCAACAUUGGCACCAUUUUGGGUUUACAAUGACAUGACUGCUAGAAAAUGGUUUGACAAAGGUUCUUGGCUUCUUCCAGUAUCAUUGAUACCAUUGCUGGGUCCUGCUUUAUACAUUCUCCUACGGCCGUCACUAUCAACCUCUACUCCUGCUGAGUUAGAGUGAGUCCAUCUGGUACUGCCAACGAAUUUGUAUUCACAAGUUUAAUGCAGUAAGAAAAGCUGAAAUUGAUUGUUUGGUUUGGUUCCGAAUGACGGUUUCAUUCUCCAAAAUCCACAACAGAGUUGUAGUACCUCAACACAUUUUCACCAGUCCAUAAGAAUAUUAAAAUUCAUCAUUUUAGGCAUAAUCUUUGCAGAAACUUGUUUUCUUCUUUGGCUGUAUGUAAUAAUUCCUUGUAGAGAAGUUAUAUCACCAUCUACAUUUUUAUUAGCAUGGAUGAGAUUCAAAUUGAAAAAAGAGUAUUAUUAUCAAGUGUUAUUCCAAAAUCCUUAUAAAUGUUAUAGAUACUAGUAGAAACCUGACUUCUUUCUAUUGCACUUAUAUACUCCUUACAAAAUUUCCAAGUUUUGUUUUCCGUAACAUUAUAAACCUAUUUUGCUUUUACAAUUUUACCUAAUAGGAUCAAACUUGUCCUCAUUACAUGAUUUUUUCAGCUUCAUAUUUCUUCUCUUUUUUCUUUCUGCAUGGUAUCAAAGUCUACUAGGGUUUAGAAAAGUUUGCCGC